Messenger RNA from Sciurus carolinensis (gray squirrel), 762 nucleotides. It is a transcript of the gene Clxn, whose product is annotated as calaxin. The transcript has 7 exons. Gene Ontology annotation, molecular function: calcium ion binding. NCBI's taxonomy places the organism in Eukaryota, Metazoa, Chordata, Mammalia, Rodentia, Sciuridae. The record is from RefSeq and is a predicted model, not a curated record. The coding region runs from base 87 to 725 and encodes 212 amino acids.
AGUGCCCUAGUCCUGAGAUUUUUGAGGGUCCCUGCAGCCACGCGCCCAGAGACACUGGCCACCGCCAGAUUCCAUGAGCUCCCGACAUGAACCGAAAGAAAUUGCAGAAAUUGACCGACAACUUAACUAAAAAUUGCAAGCACUUUAAUAAAUUUGAAGUGAACUGUCUUAUAAAGGUUUUUUAUAACUUGGUUGGAGAUGUACCAGAGCGGUCAGUUGCAGUCGUUGGACUAGAUCGUAAUGCAUUUCGGAACAUCCUGCAUGUGACAUUUGGAAUGACAGAUGACAUGAUUAUGGACAGAGUAUUCCGAGGUUUUGAUAAAGACAAUGAUGGCUGUGUAAAUGUAUCAGAGUGGAUUAAUGGAUUAUCAGUGUUUCUUCGGGGAUCCUUAGAAGAGAAAAUGAAAUAUUGCUUUGAAGUAUUUGAUUUGAAUGGGGACGGCUUCAUUUCAAAGGAGGAAAUGUUUCACAUGUUAAAGAACAGCCUUCUGAAACAACCAUCAGAGGAAGACCCUGAUGAAGGAAUUAAAGAUUUGGUUGAAAUAACACUUAAGAAAAUGGAUCAUGACCAUGAUGGGAAGCUGUCUUUUGCAGACUAUGAAAAAGCUGUGAGAGAAGAGACUCUUCUGUUGGAAGCCUUUGGACCAUGUCUACCUGAUCCAAAGAGCCAGAUGGAGUUUGAAAACCAAGUAUUCAACGAUCCAACUGAUUUCAAUGAUAUGUGAAUUCUAAAUGUGCAUUGUUUCAAUAUCUCUCCACCCU